This is a messenger RNA of Alnus glutinosa, 2103 nucleotides long. RefSeq names its product serine/threonine-protein phosphatase 2A 65 kDa regulatory subunit A beta isoform. Bases 183 to 1946 code for a protein of 587 amino acids. Gene Ontology annotation, molecular function: protein binding; protein phosphatase regulator activity. The transcript is spliced from 13 exons. Lineage: Eukaryota; Viridiplantae; Streptophyta; Magnoliopsida; Fagales; Betulaceae. Gene Ontology annotation, cellular component: cytoplasm; protein phosphatase type 2A complex. The record is from RefSeq and is a predicted model, not a curated record. Gene Ontology annotation, biological process: protein dephosphorylation.
AAAAUUUCGGUCUAAACAAGUAUCGGGGCGUUUGGUCAAAAAGAAAACCCCGAGUUUGACGAUAAUUCCAGGAAAAAUUACUAGAUCUCCCACUUGCCCCCGCCUCCGCAAAGAUCUGUCCCAUUUCACCAGUCCCUGAUAGAUCGAAUCACCUCCAAGGUACGUUGAUCUUUUGAGACACGAUGGCUAUGAUCGAUGAGCCACUCUAUCCGAUUGCCGUCCUAAUCGACGAGCUCAAAAAUGAUGAUAUUCAGCUCCGAUUGAACUCGAUCCGCCGUCUCUCUACGAUUGCUCGCGCACUUGGAGAAGAGAGAACUAGGAAGGAGCUGAUUCCUUUUCUCAGUGAGAACAAUGAUGACGAUGAUGAAGUGCUUCUUGCAAUGGCAGAGGAAUUGGGGGUUUUCAUUCCCUAUGUUGGAGGCGUUGAGUAUGCGAAUGUGCUACUCCCGCCGUUGGAAACUCUUUGCACGGUUGAGGAAACCUGUGUGAGGGACAAAGCGGUGGAGUCAUUGUGUAGAAUCGGUGCACAGAUGAGGGAACAGGACUUGGUUGAGUACUUCAUUCCUCUGGUUAAGAGACUGGCUGCUGGUGAGUGGUUUACUGCUCGAGUUUCCUCAUGUGGCUUGUUCCAUAUUGCUUACUCAAGUGCCCCAGAGACAUCAAAAACUGAACUACGAACAAUUUACGGUCAGCUGUGUCAAGAUGACAUGCCUAUGGUUAGAAGAUCUGCCGCAACGAACCUGGGAAAAUUCGCUGCUACUGUUGAAGCUGCCCAUUUGAAAACUGACAUCAUGUCUAUAUUUGAGGAUCUGACUCAGGACGAUCAAGAUUCUGUUCGGUUAUUGGCCGUUGAAGGUUGUGCUGCACUGGGAAAGUUGUUGGAACCUCAAGAUUGUGUGGCACAUAUUCUUCCUGUCAUUGUUAGUUUCUCACAGGAUAAGUCUUGGCGUGUUCGUUACAUGGUUGCAAAUCAACUAUAUGAACUAUGUGAAGCUGUAGGUCCUGAACCUACCAGGUCGGACCUUGUACCUGCAUAUGUUCGGCUACUUCGUGAUAAUGAGGCUGAAGUACGCAUAGCUGCUGCUGGAAAAGUUACUAAGUUUUGCCGGAUUCUGAAUCCAGAACUUGCAAUUCAGCAUAUCCUUCCUUGUGUGAAGGAACUGUCAACAGAUUCGUCUCAGCAUGUUCGAUCUGCAUUGGCUUCUGUUAUAAUGGGAAUGGCACCAGUUUUAGGAAAGGAUGCAACAAUUGAGCAACUGCUGCCUAUUUUCCUUUCUCUUUUAAAGGAUGAGUUUCCCGAUGUCCGGCUGAAUAUUAUCAGCAAGCUUGAUCAAGUUAACCAGGUAAUUGGAAUUGAUCUGCUGUCCCAGUCUCUGUUGCCAGCGAUUGUUGAGCUUGCAGAGGAUAGACACUGGAGAGUUCGGCUUGCAAUAAUAGAGUAUAUACCUUUAUUGGCAAGUCAAUUGGGCGUAGGCUUUUUUGAUGACAAGCUUGGUGCUCUUUGCAUGCAAUGGUUAAAAGAUAAGGUUUACUCGAUUCGUGAUGCAGCUGCAAAUAAUGUAAAACGUCUUGCAGAAGAAUUUGGCCCAGAGUGGGCAAUGCAACACAUAAUUCCACAGGUCCUGGACAUGAUUAAUAACCAACACUAUCUGUACCGGAUGACCAUUCUACAUGCAAUUUCUCUACUUGCUCCUGUAAUGGGCUCAGAAAUUACUUGUUCCAAACUUCUGCCUGUGGUCAUUAAUGCAUCAAAAGAUAGGGUUCCCAACAUCAAGUUCAAUGUGGCUAAAGUAUUGCAGUCACUUAUUCCUAUAGUUGAUCAAUCUGUGGUUGAGAAGACAAUCCGUCCGUGUCUGGUCGAACUUAGUGAGGAUCCAGAUGUUGAUGUCAGGUUCUUUGCCACCCAAGCACUACAGUCAAGUGAUCAGGUCAUGAUGUCUACCUAGGUUGAUUUAGGUCAUAAUGUCUACCUAGAUUGAUUUUGUUAUUGGUGGGCUUUUUUUUUCUUUUUUUUUUCCCUGGGCAAUUUGGAAGUUAAGAUGAUAUACAGAUGUAUGUAAUAUUUUUUUUUCCUAACCAAACAAUUUCUUUUCCAUUGAUUGA